Molecule: messenger RNA, 1781 nt
Organism: Rhagoletis pomonella (apple maggot)
Lineage: Eukaryota; Metazoa; Arthropoda; Insecta; Diptera; Tephritidae
Product: tetratricopeptide repeat protein 25
Exons: 2
Coding region: 892-1668 (258 amino acids)
Cellular component (GO): cytoplasm
Molecular function (GO): protein binding
Source: RefSeq, a predicted model, not a curated record
UGAUACAAUUAAGUUCUUUAUGAAACCGUUGUCACAUUUAACGGGUAAUCAAAACAAAUUCGAAAGUUUCAUUUAGUUGACAAGUGGGAGGAGAAAAACAACUUGGCAAAAUACUUCAAGCAAUAACAGGCAGACAAAUCAUCAAUUUAGAAGGCUCACUGCGCUAUUUGAAAUUAAUGGUUGUUUAUUAAAGUUGUCAUCGCGUUAUGUAAUUCCGUAUGCAUGGCGAAGCUUAAUCGGCGAAAUCCGUAAAUGGUGCAUCAAUUCCCUGGUUCACGAUUGCCACCAUCUCGGUGAUUUUGAACUAGUCUGACGGAACUGCAUCAUAUUUGCCAUAGAAAAAUGUUGAUUUAUUGCCUGUAGUAAUUAACCGAUUCAUUUAUAGAAAUCGGACAUCAAAUAAAAAGCUAUAGAAAAUAACUGUUUUUAUAGGGUGCCGGAAAAGUGUACACUCCUGAACAAAUUGAACCUUUUUGGCCCAUACCUCGUGAUACGCUCUAGAAUGCAUGUACAAUGUACAUACAUAUACAAAAAAUUUUACUCCAAUCGGUUGGGAAAUGCAACUUAUCUAGUACGAGUUAUCCCACUGGGUAUUUAUUGUCUUCUUUUAUGGAUAUGUACAUUUGCAUAUACACAUGUAUGUAUAUAAGUAUGUUUCGUUUAAUGCAUUGAGACUGUCAAAGUUUUCGUGGUAAAGUUAUUCAUUCACUGGAAAUUGUUUUUAUUAUUUCAUUAAGCAGCCGGUGAAGCGGUUAUCUUGAAAAUUUCGCAAACAGUCGAUCGUGGUUAAUACAAAGGUAAAGACAUGCCAAAAAAUUUGGAUACAUAUAAUUAGUACAAAAAUAUUUGUAUGUAUAUUAAAAAUUCUUAAUCGACGAAUUACGAACUAAAAUGCCACGAAAAAGAUCCAAAGUUGACCCGUUUGAGGAGAUGGAGACUAAUAUUAAGCUGCUUUGUGACCAGUCGCACAAUCAUAUGAAGGUUCGAGAAUAUGGCAGAGCUUUAGCCGGUUAUAAUCAGGCACUUGAACUCAAUAGCACUGACAUAAAUGCGCUGGUUUCCCGUAGUAAAUGUUACCUCCUACUCGGGGAGCCUUCCAAAGCCUUACAAGAUGCGGAAACUGCACUCGCCGAGGAUAAAAACAAUAUUCGCGCAAUAUAUCAGAAAGCAGAAGCAUUAUACUUCCUCGGCCAAUUCGAACAGAGCCUAAUGUUCUUCCAUCAAGGCUUGCGCACUCGCCCUGAAUUGGCAUCAUUCCGCUUGGGAGUUCAAAAAACUCAAGAAGCUAUUGAAAACACCAUAGGUAAAAGCUCAGCACGGAACAUAUCUGCGCCGGUUAAGAAAAAUAGUGAUUUUUUAGUCAAAAAAGAAUCGCUAAAACAUUGCCAGCAACCUGUUCGCUCGAAAUUAUCAGAUACGGAAAUGGAACGACGAAAUGCGCGCAAGUUGCUAGGUGAAUUGUGCGUUGACAAAGAGUACUUAGAAAAUCUGCUAAAGCACCCGGAUUUAGUGCGCGCCGAUACGAAUACGGAGAGCAUAUCCACUUACGCGAAGGAUGCUGUAGACUUUCUAAAAAAACGACAAGAAUUUUGGCGCCAACAGCGUCCCUGUACUGCACUACCUAGUUACAAAAACGGCGCACAAGAUCCUUUACCAGCCUGGUUUUAAAUGCGUUUACCUAUUAAGGUGAAAGAGUUCAACUGUUUCGACUGCUGAGUGGAAGAUCGACCUAUCUCGGCAGCCAGUUCAAAAACGCCCUAUCUCAAAAAACUUUUCAAGAA